UCUUCGCGAACGCCCUGGUCGCCCAGUGAGGAUCAACGGCUCCGCGAGGCAGUUGCUCGCUUCGGUGACAGGACGGAAAAGUGGUCAACAAUAGCAACGUAUCUCCCAGGUCGCACCAACAAGAGCUGUAGGAAGCGCUGGUUUCAUAGUCUCGAUCCAAAGCUCAAGCGUGGAGCAUGGACGGAAGCGGAAGAUCAACUCCUUCGGGAGGGUGUCGCCAGGUUUGGGACACAGUGGAGUAGGAUUGGUAUGCAUUUACUCGGCAAUACCACUCUCGAGAAAGUUUUGCUGAUGGCACCUUAG
Saitoella complicata NRRL Y-17804 is the source of this 303-nucleotide messenger RNA. RefSeq lists its product as uncharacterized. The transcript has a single exon. The record is from RefSeq and is a predicted model, not a curated record. NCBI's taxonomy places the organism in Eukaryota, Fungi, Ascomycota, Saitoellomycetes, Saitoellales, Saitoellaceae. The annotation marks the transcript as partial.